This is a messenger RNA of Lycium ferocissimum, 285 nucleotides long. RefSeq names its product auxin-induced protein X15-like. The coding region runs from base 1 to 285 and encodes 94 amino acids. Lineage: Eukaryota; Viridiplantae; Streptophyta; Magnoliopsida; Solanales; Solanaceae. The record is from RefSeq and is a predicted model, not a curated record. Gene Ontology annotation, biological process: response to auxin. The transcript has a single exon.
AUGCCUAAGAAAAACACUAUAGAAGAUGAAGGCAGUAGAAGAUCAAGAACACCAAAAGGGCAUUUUGUUGUGUAUGUUGGGAGUGAAAUGAAAAGGUUUGCUGUGCCUACAUCUUACUUGAAGAAUCCAUUGUUCCAAAACCUGCUUGAUAAUGCUGCUGAAGAGUAUGGCUUUGAUAACAGGAACCUGAUCCUUCUCCCUUGCGAUGAAUCCACCUUUCGUCGGCUUAUUGCCAUUUUAGCAAGGUCUAACUCAUUCAAUAGUACAAGAAUAAACCCUAAUUGA